GAGUCAAUGGGUAUUGAACAGUGGGGUGAUAGCCUCUUUUAUAUACUGGUAUAUUCCAUAUGAGCUUGUGCUGGAAAAGGAUAUAAGAACCUCUGUCAUGAACAACAAUGGUAGAACACGUUAAUUAUACUGAGGAGACUGGCCAUUUUGUUUCACAUUAUUAUCAACCACUUUUUAAGCAUCAGUACAUAAGAACUGCUGGAUAGCUCAGGGGUUUAGGAAUCUGGCUGUGGAGCCAGAGGUUCCGGGUUCGAGUCACCCCUGUGUCGGCUGGGGCUCAAUUUGAUGGUCCAUAGGGUGGGUCCCUUUUAGCUCUGCAGUCGUAAGAUUAAAAUGAUGAUGUUUAAGAUUCUAAGGAACAGACACUUAUGACAAAUAAUCUAACACUUUCCACGUAAAAUGCUACUUCAAAUCCUUAACACUUCUCCUGCACAACAGCAAUGACGUCAAAAGAGCAACUACGACGUCAUACGUCUCCCUCCUCCUUCGCCUUUUCCCUCAAUUUUAGCCCAUGCCAAAACUCCUCCGCGAUCACGUGUGCCAGUGGCCGAGAAGGCGGGAGAGGCAUUCGGACUACAACUCCCAAUAUCCUCUGGGUGGCCAAUGGCAGCACGGCCCAGGGGUGGAGAAGCUUGCCGUCGCGAGCAGUUAGUGUGAGCGAGGUAAAGGUUGGGUGUCUCGCGCCGGCGGCCGUUGGGAGGGUGGAGCGGGGGCCCCUCCCCCCCGGGCCCCACCGUACCCCUCCCAUUAACCCUUCGUUGCGGCGAAGCGCGGAGGGAGGAAAAAAAGCCGCCCAGCAGGUGAAAAUCCGAAACCAUGGUGGGAGCUCAGCAGCUAGAGAUGCAGGCAGCAGCCGUGCCAGCCGUGACCCCCUCAGGCAGUGGCCCUGGUGGCAGCGGUAGUGACCACCAGUAUGAAUGCCUGGAAUGUGGCAAAGUGUUUAAGUGGUCGUCCCGCCUCAUCCACCACCAGCGGACUCACACAGGCGAACGCCCUUACAAGUGCUCGGAGUGCCCUAAAGCAUUCAAGGGGUCAUCAGCUUUGCUGUACCACCAGCGUGGUCACACCGGUGAGCGGCCGUACAAGUGUGGUGAAUGUGGUAAGGCAUUCAAACGGUCGUCCUUGCUCCAGAUCCACCAGAGCGUGCACACAGGUCUGCGCGCUUUCAAGUGCGCUCAGUGUGGCCUGGCUUUUAAAUGGUCCUCUCAUUACCAGUAUCACCUACGGCAGCAUACUGGGGAACGGCCCUACCCCUGCCCGGCAUGUGACAAGGCCUUCAAGAACUCCUCGAGCUUGCGUCGGCACCGCCACACACAUACAGGCGAGCGCCCUUACGUCUGCCCGAUUUGUGCCAAGGCCUUCACUCAGUCUACCAACCUGCGGCAGCAUCUCAGGGUGCACACUGGCGAGAGGCCCUACCGGUGCCAGGACUGUGGGAAGGCCUUCACCCAUUCUUCUAACCUGGCGCUGCACUGCCGAUCGGCGCACGCUGCCCGCCCUGCCCACACCUGCGUGAUUUGUGGAAAGGCUUUUGCGUCUGACAGCUACCUGCAGCGCCACCUGGAGACUCAUGCCGACGUUGCACCACCAGCCCAGCUCUUCCUGGAAGAACCGACCACAACGGUCGAGAUGUUGUUUCGAUGUAGCAUCUGCCAUCUCACCUUCCCUUUGGAGGAGCAGCUGCUGAGCCACCAGGAAUCACACUUGGCCCCGGCAGAUCCUCUGCCACCCCCAGCCCCAGCCAUGGCAGUGCAGGAAGAAGCGGCAUCAGUAACAUCUCCUGCUCCCUCCCUGGCUUGCUCUGUGUGCAAUAAGACUUUCAAGAGCACGGCAGGGUUAACACGGCACCAGCAGACUCAGCAUUCCUCUGAUCGCACCUACACUUGCAUGGUGUGUGAACGCUCUUUCCCGGCACUAGCCAGCCUCUUGGGCCACCAACGUUCCCAUCCCCCAGCUGAACAACGACUAGAGGAGGCUGAGGUGACCUGUCCGGCACAAGCCGAGCCAUUGCCCGCGGCCACUGUGACACCUCCUCCGCCCCCUCCCCCACCCCCUGAACGACCUUAUGUGUGUGGAGAAUGUGGGAAAUCUUUCAAGGGCUCCUCCGGGCUGCGCUAUCACCUGCGCGACCACACAGGAGAGCGUCCUUAUGCUUGCAAUGAGUGUGGGAAAGCCUUCAAGCGCUCCUCUCUGCUGCGUAUCCACCAGCGCGUGCACACGGGGCUGCGCGCCUUCACCUGCCCCACCUGCGGGAUGGCCUUUAAAUGGGCUUCUCAUUACCAGUACCACUUGCGCCAGCACACCGGCGAGCGCCCGUACGCCUGCCAAGACUGCGGGAAAGCCUUUAAGAACACCUCGUGCCUUCGGCGGCACCAGCAGCUGCACACCGGCGAGCGCCCCUUUGCCUGCCAGACCUGCGGGAAGGCCUUCACCCAGACGUCCAACCUCCGGCAGCAUCAGCGGGUACACACUGGCGAAAGACCUUACUAUUGCCGGGAUUGUGGCAAGUCCUUCACUCACUCCUCCAACCUGGCACUGCACAGACGCACCCAUUCCCGAGAGCGCCCCUUCCAGUGCCCGGUUUGCUCCAAGGCUUUCGUCAUGGCUUCCUACCUACAGAGACACUUACGUACCCAUGGCAGUACUGAGGCAGCCCGUCGCCCAGCACCAGCCUCACCUACUGCCACCCAGGAGGUGCAAAUCAUACCCAACAUGCAGGCCACUCUGAACGUGGAGUUGAGUGGCAGCCCAGCCCCAGCGGUUCCUUCCAACACCCAGACUUUCCUGCUGGUGCAAACAGCACAGGGCUUGCAACUUAUCCCCAGUGUACAGCAGCCGCAGCCGCCACCUCCACCACCACCCCAAAAUUCACCCACCAAACUCAUUUUGCUCCCUAGUUCCCAGGUGGUAUCAGCAACGCCUACCACUUCGGCCAGCUUUACCCUUUUGCCAGGUACUCCUGCCACCCCUACCAAAGCAAUCCCACUCCGCCAAAGUAAGGGCAAGAAGCCUGUACCACCACCACCGGCGCCCAGUAGCCAGAAUAUCAUUCUCUUGCCUGUUGCUACUGGGCCUAACAUGCAGUCCCUCCCAAAUGUGCAGAUCCAAAAGACAGCAGGAUUGCAGGCUAGUGGACAGAAUGUUAUUUUCCUUCAGAGCCUGCCAGAACAGCAGACGGGCACCGUGCAGAUUCAAACCGUGCCGGCCACUCUGUCAUCAGGAGCCAUCCAGAUUCAAACUGUGCCCCAGUCCCAACCACUCCAAAGCCUUCCUGCUCCUCAGCAAGGAGGCACGCUGCAAAUUCAAGCCCUGCCGGCCCCGCCACAGACGGGCACAGUUCAGAUCCAGGCACUCCUCCAUUCUCAACAGCCUGGCGUUGUGCAGAUCCAAAGCCUGCCUCUCCCCAAGAGCACUUUCCAGAUCCAAAGUUUGCCCACCUCCCAGCCGACAGGCACAGUGCAACUCCAAAGCCUGCCCACUUCUCCCUCAACUGCUAAGGUGCAAUUUCAGACUGUUCAGACUUCUCCAAAAGCAAACACUGUGCAAUUCCAGACUGUGUCAUCUUCCCAGCAGGUAGGGACCCUCCAGCUCCAAACCUUCCAGCCUUCGCAACAGGCAGGCCCCCUUCAGAUCCAGACGUUGCCAUCUCCCCAACAGUCCAGCCCUCUACAAAUCCAGAACCUGUCCCCUUCAAAUCAGUCCAUGAGCGGUGUUGAAAUCCAGGCUCUCUCACCUUCCCAACAGCUGGAUGGCACGAUUCAGAUCCAGGGCUUGGUGUCUUCCCAGGAAAGGCAGCAGCUCCAGCCUUCAGAGGAAGUGGCCAGUGUCCAGCUUCGGACUUUGGGCCCUCCUCAGGAAAAGAGUGAAGGGACUGCUCUGGCCAGCUCCCAGGAGCUCUCCGAGGUGGACCUCCAAGAAGGACCCAACAUGGAAGAGGAAAGCCAGAAUCUAAUUGUAGUCCAGAAUUCUCCAGGGGAAGAACUUCUGGGACCAGUGAGUGAAGUGGAGAGCUUCGAGGGGGUAGAGGACAUGCACUUUGAGACUCUGCAGACUGAGGAAGGGGUUCAGAAUGUGUUGGUGCUGAGAGGGGCUGGGGGGGAGCAGACCCGAUUAUGUGUGCAGGAGGUGGAGAAUAUUCAGACAGUGCAGGAGCUGCCUAGCCUUCAGCUUCAAGCUCCUGAAGGUAGCUCAGGGGCUGGGCAGAACCUCCUGAUCAUCCGCAGUGCGCAAGGAGAACAGACCCUCCAGGUGCUGGAGAGUGUGCCCACACUGCAGGUCAGCAGCCCUGACAGCACUCAGCCUGCGGUGGAGAACAGCAGCAGCUCCCAAAUGGUGCAGCUUCUGCAAAGCCCAGUAACGUCCCAAGGCCUGCCCUCCAUUCAGAUUGUGCAGACAGUCCCCAGCAUGCAGCUUGUUCACACUUUCUGAAAGCAGUGGUGUCCCCACACAGAGAUCUAUUUUGGAACAUCUGCUGGGACCGAGUCAUUCUCUUACAAGCACUUGAGAUGGGUGAGCCCUUCCUCGUGGCUGCUGUGAUUAAUUGUCACCAGGCAGGGUGGCUCCUAUCUGGGUAACUUCAAGACUCUUGGAUGGGGUUGUCGGCUGUCCAGUUGAACUGGAUUUGGGUUGUUCAGGACAAAGUCUUUCUUGGUGCAAUAGCGGUUAAUUCAAACUCAUGGCUGCAGGUCUGAAUCACAUCCUCUGGUUGUUCCCAACCCUGCUUACGUGUAGGCUGCUGCUGCUCCUGUCCCUGCAGCCACAGUGAUACUCCACCAUGUCUCCCUGAGCACAUGUCUGUCUGUAUUGCAUGACAGGAAGGAGGAGCCAGUCCCAUCCUUCUGUCCCAGAUCCACCUCUCCUUUUCCUCUGUGCUUAAAAUAUUU
Molecule: messenger RNA, 4883 nt
Organism: Pogona vitticeps (central bearded dragon)
Lineage: Eukaryota; Metazoa; Chordata; Lepidosauria; Squamata; Agamidae
Source: RefSeq, a predicted model, not a curated record